AUGCCAACACAGUUGGUUGGGCAGGAUAACCAUGCCAGUGAUGUGCGGGUGAAGACUGUGUAUAGUGGUGAUGUAAUGAUCACAUACAUCAAUCACAAUAUUACCCUUGAAGAGUUCACUCAAGAGAUGAUUGCCAUCUGUCGUUUUACACCAGAUCAGGUGUUUACAAUGAAGUGGGUAGAUGAAGAAGGCGAUCCCUGCACAAUCUCAACACAGCUGGAGUUAGACGAGGCGUUGCGUUUGUAUGAGCUGAAUCGGGAUUCGGAGCUCACUGUUCAUGGUAAGUAA
This is a messenger RNA of Pieris macdunnoughi, 288 nucleotides long. The record is from the annotation of a GenBank genome assembly. Lineage: Eukaryota; Metazoa; Arthropoda; Insecta; Lepidoptera; Pieridae.